AGAUGAAACCUUUUAAGCCUAGGAGCCAGCAGGCCACAUAUCUUUUGCGUCCUCCGAACUUCUCUUCCAGCUUCGAGCUCCAGGCCCGCAUAGAAUUCAGGGAGCUCCGAGUGGGGCACCGCUCUUCUCUCUGGGCAGGAAUCGGCGCCUGAACAGAAAGCGCCUCCCCAACUAGUGUGCUAGGUGAAUCGCUGGGAAUGCUGAGCAUACAGGAAGACACGUCUCCAAAAGUGCGCCUGGCGCAGCAGGACAAACACCUCCUGCCCCUAGCCCUCUUGGGCUCUGGCUCCUUGCACGCCUGGGAAGAAGCCUGGGCUGCCAAAGAAAAUCUCUUGCGGUCCAAGGCACUCAGCCGACGCCUACGGUGCCUGUUAGCCUCCCCUGAGCCGUACAGUGGUGCUGAUGGCGGGGGCACAGCACUUCUCUCCAGGGUGUCACAAGGGGCGGAGCUGCCGGGGCCAAAGAAUAAUAACCUUCCCCAGAACCUUGAUCUAGGACUGGAGCAGAGGCGGGUCCUGGCAGAGAAACACUCCCGUUUGACCCGUAGGACUCCCUUGGCUCGAACCAAGCCUCCUCCUUAACCCUCUUCCUUUACCCUAUCCUCUCCUGGGCCUUCAGCGCCCCCUCCCUCACUGCCUCGACUCGGGCAGAGAGCCCAGAGGCAGCCACUUCUUCGGCUCCUCCUGUCCCCACACCCACUACUUGCCUGAGCCCUAGCUUGUCUGACCGGCAACUUUUUAGAGGCUUCUGAAGCCAACCCCCUUUCGGCGGGUGAGUAAGAAGGUCAAUGGAUAUGCUGGCAGCCUGGAUGCUUUGACUUCCUUAUUUCAAAAAUUUUGGUAGCUAAGGACUGUAUUGUGCAUUCAUUUAAAGCUUUCCUGAAGAAACAUCAACCUUUAAGAUGCUUCCACUAACUGGAAAUACAAUCAAAUUUGAUAGUUUCCCUGAUCCUUCAGAUACAUGGGAAAUCACUGAAACAAUUGGCAAAGGAACUUAUGGGAAAGUGUUUAAAGUGUUAAAUAAGAAAAAUGGCCAAAAGGCAGCAGUUAAAAUCCUGGACCCAGUCCAUGAUAUUGAUGAAGAGAUUGAAGCAGAAUACCACAUCCUCAAAGCCCUAUCUGAUCACCCCAAUGUAGUCAAAUUCUAUGGGAUGUACUUCAAGAAGGGAAAAAAGAAUGGAGAUCAGCUCUGGUUGGUUCUUGAGCUGUGCAAUGGAGGAUCAGUGACAGAUCUUGUGAAAGGACUUUUGAAGAGAGGAGAAAGAAUGAGUGAACUUAUAAUUGCCUAUAUUUUACGUGAAGCACUAAUGGGGCUUCAGCAUUUGCACAACAACAAAACAAUCCACAGGGAUGUGAAAGGAAAUAACAUCCUCUUGACCACUGAAGGCGGAGUUAAGCUAGUGGAUUUUGGUGUGUCAGCACAGCUAACCAGUACUCGACAUCGUCGAAACACAUCUGUAGGAACACCAUUUUGGAUGGCUCCAGAGGUCAUUGCAUGUGAACAGCAGCUGGAUAGCACCUAUGAUGCCAGAUGUGAUGCAUGGUCUUUGGGUAUUACUGCUAUUGAGCUGGGAGAUGGAGAUCCACCUUUUGCUGAUCUGCACCCUAUGAGAGCACUAUUCAAAAUACCAAGAAGUCCACCUCCAACUCUAAGGCAACCAGAACUGUGGACAGCAGAAUUCAAUGACUUCAUUAGUAAGUGCUUGACUAAGGAUUAUGAGAAACGCCCAACCGUAUCUGAUCUUUUGCAGCAUGGAUUCAUUACCCAAAUUGAGGGCAAAGAUGUGAUGUUACAGAAAAAACUUACUGAAUUCAUUGAAGCUCACCAGCAACUGGGAGUCACCGAAAGGGCCAGACAUGAGCGUAUCCAUACCAAGAAGAGCAACUACAAUAAAGUUCCAGUGUCCUCACCAAAGGAUGUGGAUGAUUUAGCUACUCUUGAAGUAUUGGAUGAGAAGACAGUGUCAGAGCAGCUUGAGAAUUGCUAUUCCCGUGAUCAGAUCUACAUCUAUGUUGGAGAUAUACUCAUUGCAAUUAACCCAUUUCAAAAUUUGGACCUUUAUUCCACUAAGCAUUCAAAACUCUACAUUGGAGCAAAGCGAACUGCCAACCCUCCCCACAUCUUUGCAGUGGCAGAUUUAGGCUACCAGUCCAUGGUAACAUAUAAUUCAGAUCAGUGUAUUGUCAUUUCUGGAGAAAGUGGAGCUGGAAAGACUGAAAGUGCCCACCUCUUAGUACAGCAGCUAACUAUUCUUGGAAAGGCUAAUAACAGAACUCUACAGGAAAAGAUUCUCCAAGUAAACAAUCUGGUCGAAGCUUUUGGCAAUGCUUGCACUAUUAUCAAUGAUAACUCAAGCCGUUUUGGAAAAUAUUUAGAAAUGAAUUUCACCUCUGCUGGAGUAGUUAUAGGAGCUCAGAUUUCAGAAUACUUACUUGAAAAGUCCAGAGUUAUUCACCAAGCUGUUGGAGAAAAAAAUUUCCAUAUUUUUUACUACAUCUAUGCGGGUUUGGCUGAAAAGAAAAAACUGGCCCAUUACAAAUUGCCUGAAAAUAAACCUCCUAGGUACCUCCAAAAUGAACAUCUCAGAAUGGUACAGGACUUAUUAAACAAUAGUUUCUAUAAGUCCCAAUUUGAAUUAAUUGAACAGUGCUUCAAAGUGAUAGGUUUCACAAUGGAGGAACUUGGAAGUGUAUACAGCAUCCUAGCUGCAAUUUUAAAUGUGGGUAAUAUUGAAUUUUUUUCCGUGGCAACUGAGCAUCAGAUUGACAAAAGCAACAUUGCUAACGCAGCAGCACUUGAGAACUCUGCUGCUUUGCUUUUUAUCCAGGCAGAUGAACUACAAGAAGCCCUCACCUCCCACUGUGUGGUGACUCGAGGGGAAACAAUUAUUCGUCCUAAUACCAUGGAAAAAGCGAAUGACGUCAGAGAUGCUACUGCAAAGACACUGUAUGGUCGACUCUUCAGCUGGAUCGUCAAUCGUAUUAACAGUUUACUGAAGCAUGAUGCAUCUCAAAGUGGGACAGAUGGUCAACUGAACAUUGGCAUCCUAGACAUCUUUGGCUUUGAAAAUUUCCGGAAAAAUUCCUUCGAGCAGCUAUGCAUUAAUAUUGCAAAUGAACAGAUUCAAUUCUACUUCAAUCAACAUGUGUUUGCAUGGGAACAGAAUGAAUAUCUAAAUGAAGAUGUUGAUGCUAGAAUUAUUGAAUAUGAAGAUAAUCGGCCUCUCUUAGAUAUGUUUCUACAGAAACCAAUGGGUUUGCUAUCUCUACUUGAUGAAGAAAGUCAAUUCCCUCGGGCCACUGAUCAGACCCUUGUCGAAAAAUUUGAGAAUAACUUGAAAUCAAAGUACUUCUGGAGGGCCAAAAGACUGGAACUCACUUUUGGAAUUCAUCAUUAUGCAGGAAAGGUCCUUUAUAAUGCAAGUGGGUUCUUAGCUAAAAACAGGGAUACCCUUCCAACUGAUAUUGUGCUGCUCCUGAGAUCAUCAGAAAACCACGUCAUUCAACAGCUUGUAAACCAUCCUCUUACCAAAACGGGGAAUCUGCCAUAUACGAAAAAUAAAAAUGUAAUAAACUAUCAACUAAGGACCUCAGAAAGAUCAAUCAACCUAUCAAAGGGAGAAAAUGGAGAUUCAACAUAUCUUGCAAGAGAGACAACCAAUAUGAAAACUCAGACUGUUGCAUCCUAUUUCAGAUAUUCCCUGAUGGAUUUGUUAUCAAAGAUGGUGGUUGGCCAGCCUCACUUCGUUCGUUGCAUCAAGCCAAAUAAUGAUCGUCAGGCCAGGAAAUUUGAUAAUGAGAAAGUUAUGUUACAGUUGCGCUACACAGGAAUUCUGGAAACAGCAAGGAUUCGGAGACAGGGUUAUUCCCAUCGUAUACUCUUUGCUAACUUUAUAAAGCGGUACUAUAUCCUGUGCUUCAAAUCAAGUGAGGAACCUCCAGUAAGCCCUGAAACCUGUGCUGCCAUCUUAGAACAUGCUGGUCUUGAUAACUGGGCUCUUGGAAAAACCAAAGUAUUCCUUAAAUAUUAUCAUGUGGAAGAGUUGAAUUUAAUGAGAAAGGAAAAAGUUGACAAGAUCAUAUUGAUACAGGCCUGUGUCAGAGGAUUCUUGGGUUCAAAGAGGUAUAAAAAAUUACAGGAGAAAAGGAAAGAGAGUGCUACUAAGAUACAGUCAGUUGCACGAGGGCAUCUGGUCAGGAAACAAAGGAAAGAGAUGGCUCAAAAGACAGAAAAGGAAGUAGCCACUCUCCAGAUUUGUGACCAGGAAUUUGAAAGAAAGUUCAGCUUUGAAAGGAAAAGGGACUUCAUUGUGGAAAAGGAAUACUCUGAAAAUGUGGUUCCUCCUAAUGAAGCAUUCAAUCAAUCUCCCAAUAAUCAAGGAAAUGUAUCAGUCAUGAGAGAAUCUAGUUUAAAGGCUAAAGAAGAGGCCAUCAAUGGCAUUCAGUAUAACUACAGAGAAUGUCAAAUAAGCCAUAUAGGUGGGAAAGAACUUCAGCAAGAAGCUCUAAUAGAGGACAUUAAGUCAGAAGUAAGCAGCCUGGAACAAAAUGGUCAAAAGGAUCUGGAAGCUAUAACUAAGAUAGAGACAUCUGAUAAAGACACCACUGUGAUUCAGAGGAACUCUCAGGGCUACCAUGAAGAAAAGAAGUUUGAGGAGCUAAAAAUGGUAUAUUCUGAAAAGAAAGCUCCAUCAGAAAAACCAAACUAUAUGGGACAUCAAUUCCGAGAUUGUGACCCCCACCAGAGUUCAUUUAAAAAACCAUUGGAAACUAGUCUCAGCUUAAGAUAUCCAUGUGAAGACAGUAAAAAGAAAGAAAGAAGAUCAUCUUCCUUUAUCCAGAAUAAUUCAAAGCAUGGCCAAGAGAAAAGCCAUUUGGAGCAUGAAAUAAUAAUGCCCAUAGGGAAGAAGACAGAAUUAAAACAAGAUUAUAUGAGAGAGAAAGAGAAACACAUUGAGCAAAAGAAGCAAGACUUGGAAGAAGAUAAAGCCGCAGUGUUCAUUCAGAGCAAAUAUCGGGGCUAUAGAAGAAGACAACAGUUAAGGGAUGGAAAGCCCUCUUCUUCUAUUAAAAAACAAGAGUUUGCCUCAGGAAAACCAGACAUAGGAAGGCACACUAGCAAUGCAUAUUCCUAUUCAGUAAAACAUGGAGGAAGUUUUAAUAUCAAGGCAAGGGAUGAGAAGGAUUUAAAAACAAUCACAGAGAAAGAAGCCUUUGAGUUGGCUGUUUUUUCAAAACAGAUAUCAAAGUUAUCGGAAGACUAUUUCAUUCUGCAGAAAAAACUGAAUGAAAUUAUUUUGUUGCACCGGCUGAAGCCUGUUUACCUUAAUAUUCAUCCACCAAUCAAGCCAGUUAAUAGACGAUUUCCUUCUCAUCACUGUUUUUCAGGUGUCUCUAAAGAAGAGCCAAAAAUAUUGAGACCUCCAAGACGACCAUCAAAACCGAAAACAUUAAAUAAUCCUGAAGAUUCCACAUAUUAUUAUCUGUUAAAUAAAUCAAUCCAAGAAGAAAAACGAAGACCAAGGAAAAACAGUCAGGGAAAAGUACUAGAUUUAGAGGAUUUCUAUUACAAAGGAUUUUCAACUAGUCGCUCCGGCCUCAAAGAACAUAAACCUUAUAUGAGAGAGAGAAGACCACGGGCAGAACUCCAGAAUUCAUGUUUUAAGGCUGAUGAAAGGUGUUGGCCUAUGGCAAACUCGGUAGAAGAAGGAUCUGGAGAUAAUCCUUAUGACUACAGAAAACUGCUACGGAAAACUUCUCAAAGACGUCGACUGGUCCAGCAAUUUUAGCCACUUCUAAAGCUGCUGUAACCUUUGGGUUUCUAAAGCCUAGUCAGGGGAUUUUUUUUCACUUGUUUGGUACAGCCUUCCUGCUUUAUGACCUGUGCUCCCAUGGCAGCUUUGGGGGCUCCUAAUCCUUAGUCUAGGACACACCCAUGGAUACAAAGAGACAGCCAAAAAGGACAAAGUCGCCCUUGUGAGUGAGAAUCAGGAGAUGCUAGCCUUUCUGGUUCUUGAGAAAAUGUGACAUGUAUUAUGACCAGAAACAUUCUCCUUCAUUGUCCACUGUCAGUCUCUUACAUCAGCUGCCUGUCACUAGCUGAAGGCUUUUUUUUAUUGUCACAAGGUGUCAGGAGACCACCAGGUGACCAUUACUUUUGGAAAUCUCUAGAGCAAUUGAUAUAUAACACUCAUCUCCUCCUCCAAGUGAAACUGCUCAUCUUAAUAUUUUAAAAAAAAUAUUUCAAAAAAAUGAUAAUUUCUAACUCAAUUGAAUUUCCAAGUAGAGCAGCCCCAUGUCUGCUGUGAGGAUAAAUCCCCGGCUAUACCUGGGCUCAACAUCAAAGCUGCUUUACCUUUUCCCUAUCACUAUUUAAAGGUUGAGUGUCUAGAGUGACCACCUUUCCCCAAACUCUGUCUUCCCCAAAUUCCAGUUCACUGGAUUGGAAGGCUGGGCAUUGUUCCUUAACUGGCUAAGUCUCCAGCAAUGUUUCAGUGCUUUAGAUGAUAUAAACUUAUUUUUCCACCUCCUUUAUUAUUAAAAUUACAAAACAAAUGAA
Molecule: messenger RNA, 6558 nt
Organism: Monodelphis domestica (gray short-tailed opossum)
Lineage: Eukaryota; Metazoa; Chordata; Mammalia; Didelphimorphia; Didelphidae
Gene: MYO3A
Product: myosin IIIA
Biological process (GO): sensory perception of sound; peptidyl-serine phosphorylation; regulation of actin filament length
Cellular component (GO): myosin complex; filopodium tip; photoreceptor inner segment
Molecular function (GO): protein binding; ATP binding; microfilament motor activity
Source: RefSeq, a predicted model, not a curated record